CGUUGGCCAUCUUGUUCGACAGCUCAUUGAAGACAUCGUUUCAGCCCGCACAGAGUUUUAAAUCAUUUGUCGGGUGUUGUCUUGUUCCGAGAGGACGUUUUUUGUUUUUUUGUUUUUGUCUUCUCGUGUUACUUUUUGAAUAUAAUAUAUGGAUCUCGAAUGUAAUUUGAUGGCGUUUAAGUUGUAAUAUUUCGAUUGUGUGAGCUGCAGUUAGCUUUGCUAGCUACUCUGCUAAUUUCCCACAUAUUGCCGCUCGAGUGAGGUAGCUAUAGCCACAGCUAUGGCAAACAACGCAAUUGUCGGGAAUCAGCAGCAACAGCAGGCCGUGAAUAAACCCGCCUCAGGGAAGCAUGGGAAUGUGUUGCCCCUUUGGGGCAACGAAAAAACAAUGAACUUGAACCCCAUGAUCCUCACGAAUGUGCUUUCAUCUCCGUAUUUCAAGGUUCAGUUGUAUGAACUUAAGACGUACCACGAGGUUGUGGACGAAAUCUACUUCAAGGUCACACAUGUGGAGCCUUGGGAGAAAGGCAGCAGAAAGACCGCAGGCCAGACUGGCAUGUGCGGCGGGGUAAGUAGAAGUCCGUGGCGUUGGAACCGGAGGUAUAGUGUCUACGGCCUUCUGCCUGCUGUACAAGCUGUUCACUUUGAAGCUGACCCGCAAGCAGGUACACCCAGCCACCUCCUGAUCUUGUGGACUGGUUUGACGGUUUCCUUGAUGAUGAGGAGGUAUGUGGACACGGAUGGCCGUUGCGCAGCAGGUGAAUUGGAUAUUGUAUCUCAACACAGUUGGUUUGCGUGUGAGCUGGACGUGAAGGCCGGCGGGGGCUGCGUCAUGACCAUUGGUGAGAUGCUGCGCUCCUUCCUGACCAAGCUGGAGUGGUUCUCCACACUGUUCCCGCGCAUCCCAGUGCCCGUGCAGAAGAUGAUCGACCAGCAGCUCAAAGCGCGGCCCAGGAAGCAGCCAGAGAAGGAGGAGAAGGCCGAGGAACCCGCGGGAGAGUCAGCACGUCAGGGGGAACGGAGGCGCUCAAAGACUCCGAGUCCCAGGGGCUCCCCCAAACGCAGCCGUUCCCGCAGCCACCAGAGAGAGCGCCGUGGCGUCAGCUUCGACCGCGAGCUGGAGCGCGAGCGCGACCGUCAGCGCAAGGAGCGCGAGGGCAAGGACCGAGACCGGGGGGACCGGGGAGAGCGCGAGCGCGGCGACCGGGAUCGGGACCGAGACAGGGAGCGGGGAGACCACGAGCGGAGGCGCUCGCGCAGCGCCGAGAGGCGCAACCGGCGGAGCUCCAGCCGGGAACACCGCAAGGAGAAGGAGAAGGAGCGAGAGCGCGACGGGGAGAACGAACGCAGCCGGCGGAAGGAGCGCGAGCACCACCACGAGCGAGACCGAGAGCGGGACCGGGACCGAGAGAAGGACAAGGAGAGGGAGAAGGACAAAGAGCGGGAGCGCUCCAAAGACAAGAGGAGCAAAGGGGAGGCGGAGGAGCGGCGGCACCGGGAGGAGCGCGAGGAGAAGCCGCGCCACAGUAAGGAGAAGAAGAGCAAGAAGAGCCGCAGCCGCAGCAGGGAGCGCCGGCACAAGGCCGAGCGCUCCAGCAAGAAACGCUCGCGAAGCCGCAGCCGCAGCCGGCACGAGCCGCCGGAAGAGCGGGAACGCGGGAAGAAGAGGGAGGCCAGCCCGAGCCGCGAGAAGGAGCGCUCGCACAAACGCAGCCGCAGCCAGGAGCGCGACGCACGCAGCAGGCGCAGCCAAAGCCCAGAUCGCCGUGACGACGGCUCACCUUGAUGAAGACCCACCCCCCCACCCCCCAGUCCUGCCCAAACCCUCGACCCACUUCACCUCAGUUGGCCAGCUCUUCUCAACAACCUUUUUUAUUUUUAUUUUUUCUUCAUUUCUUUUUUUCCCCUUGUUUUAUCUUUCUGUGUCAAAUUUCCUCCCCCAUGACUAAAGACAGUAAAAGCUAAAGAGAAGGACAAAAAAAGGUUUUGUGCAGCAGGGGACCUUGUUCUCUUCCGGGUCCCCUUACUGUUGUGCCUCUGUAGAUACCUCCCUGUAGUCUCCUCCCCAGCACAAGAGCUCUGAAUGGAGAACAAAAAAAAAAAGCUUGUUUUUUUUCUUUGUAAUUGUCAUGAUUUUAUUUCUAUUGUUUUCAACAAUCCUCUGAUGUGCUUUGUACAUAAAGUUCUGAGAAUGUUUUAAAUUGUACGGAGCGACCACAAAUUUGUACCAUGCACUGAGCUGUGCUGAAAUUGUGUUGUGUUUGGUUCAUUGCUCUGUGGCAUUUCUUUUUCUAAUAAAAAAACUUUUAUGAAAGGGGAAA
Molecule: messenger RNA, 2321 nt
Organism: Alosa sapidissima (American shad)
Lineage: Eukaryota; Metazoa; Chordata; Actinopteri; Clupeiformes; Clupeidae
Gene: prpf38b
Product: pre-mRNA processing factor 38B
Exons: 7
Coding region: 281-1786 (501 amino acids)
Cellular component (GO): precatalytic spliceosome
Source: RefSeq, a predicted model, not a curated record